AUGUUGGCUUGUGUGAUCUGGUGGUUGGUUCUGCGCCUUGUCGGUGCUCCCGUGCCCUGCAAACCAACGUUGGCAGAGGAAGUGCAGGUCGGCGAUGUCGUUGCAUUGGUGGGUCCAAGUCGAACUAUCCUGCACCUGGAGUCGCAGGAGCCGACGCGACUCAAUCGUGAGCGUGACUGCGCGAUCGUCACCUUUGGAUACGAAGGCUUGAUCGUGAUCUCCUGCUAUGAGGGAACGCUGAACAUCAGCACAGAUGGCUGCUCGCCGAGGCGGUGCCAGCCCUCUCAAUCCAUCACGGUGCGCCUGGGGGAAGACUCGGUCAGCGCUUCCCCUUUGAACAUCAUUGCCAGCGGUGGUCAAGAGGUGCGUCUAUGCCGCAAUCUGAACCCUAUCUUUCGGAACACGUACAUCAUGUACUGCAACUUUGGCGAGGUGACAGUCGACACCCGUGAGUGUGUUACACAGCCUUGGCCCAAGUUCACACCUGAAGUUGCUCCGGCCAAGCUCUAUAGCUUUGCAAUCAGCUUUCGCCUUUCAGCGCGCAUGUCCGAGUAA
This is a messenger RNA of Symbiodinium sp. CCMP2592, 555 nucleotides long. NCBI's taxonomy places the organism in Eukaryota, Dinophyceae, Suessiales, Symbiodiniaceae. The record is from the annotation of a GenBank genome assembly.